This is a messenger RNA of Diabrotica virgifera virgifera (western corn rootworm), 1668 nucleotides long. RefSeq lists its product as uncharacterized. The transcript has 3 exons. The coding region runs from base 373 to 1542 and encodes 389 amino acids. The record is from RefSeq and is a predicted model, not a curated record. Lineage: Eukaryota; Metazoa; Arthropoda; Insecta; Coleoptera; Chrysomelidae.
AUAGUUACCUUAUAAAAAACGCUGUUCUGUUUAUGUUUGUCUAUUUCCACUUUCUUUGUCCCAAUAGAACGUCUUCACUUUUAUAAUUUACGUUUCGCACUUGCUUUGUAUUUAAAUUUCACUACAUCACGCGAUAUUCGGGGAAAAUGCAGGAGUAAAUUUAAACAUUUUAAGGCUCCCCCAAACCAACGCGAAUUAUUCGCAGCGGAUUCGUGACGGAAAGUUCGCAGUCGAAUUCCUGACGGAAUUCGUAAAGAACUUCAUAUUGAAGCGAAUAUAUUCGCGUCAUACUCGUAUGUGUCUAGUAUUGAGAAGAGUUGGUGACAACGAAAAACAAAGAAUACUACUCAGUGAUCUCAAUUCUUCACAAAAAUGUAUACAUCAUCAGAUGAAGAAGAAGCUCUUGUAAUGUUAGCGAUGGAGGACGACAAUUCAAGGAAAAGAAGAAAAUGGGUUCAUGAUAUCAAUCUAGAAAGACUGAAAUGUGGGGAAUAUCACACGCUGAUGCCUCAAUUACGAAAAGACGAUAAAAGAUGCUACAUUUAUUUUAGAAUGACAAUAGAUUGUUUCGAUGAACUGUUGCACCUUGUAGAAAAUGAUAUUAGAAAAUCAGACACGAAUUACCGAGAAGCUAUUUCUCCCGAAGAACGGUUGGCCAUAACAUUAAGGUAUCUGGCUACCGGAGAUACAUUUUAUACAAUAGACCAUAGUUUUAGAGUCGGGUUUUCGACUGUAAGUGCCAUAGUUGUAGAAGUUUGUGAAGCUUUAUGUAGAAAUUUGCAACAUAUUUACUUGCCCGAACCAACUACAGAAAUAUGGAAAAAAUCUGAAGAAGGUUUUAGAAAUACCUGGCGAUUCCCAAAUUGUAUUGGUAGCAUCGAUGGCAAGCAUGUUACUAUCAAGUGUCCAGACAAAACAGGAUCUAAUUAUUGGUGUUAUUUGAAUAAGUUUUCUACAGUAUUAAUGGCUAUUGUUGGCCCAGAUUAUAGAUUCAUUUCAGUUGAUAUUGGCGGUUUUGGUAAAAACAGCGACGGUGGAAUAUUCGAAGCUUCCAACAUGGGAAGAAGAUUUGAAACAAAUCAGAUGGGUGUACCUGAGCCGAAAAAUCUCCCAGGCCAGAAUGAACUUUCCCCCCAUGUCUUAAUUGGAGACGAAGCCUUUGCACUAAAACCAUACUUGUUGAGGCCCUUUCCAUACAGUCAAAGCAGAACAGAUAUUUUCAAGGAAAAUUAUAAUGUGAGGCUCUGUAAAGCGAGAAGAGUAGUAGAAAACGCUUUCGGAAUAUUGGCACAAAAAUGGCGUAUAUUCUACAGACCAAUGGAAACAAAAAUUGAUACUAGUAUUCUCAUUGUGAAAACUGCAUGUAUUUUGCAUAAUUUUCUAAGGACAAAAAAAUGUGAUGAUAGAUUCAUAGAACUUUUAGAUCCACCAGAGCCUGAACUUGGAGCAUUUCAAAAUUUGGACAAUGACCCAAGGAGAGCUGCAAGACUGGCAUUUUCUGUUCGAGAAAAAUUUGCCACGUAUUUUAAUUCAGGACUAUGAAUAAAUUGUUCACGAUGAAAAUAAUGGACUCUUCUUGCAGUAAAUAUAGUAUUGUUUAGGCCUCUGCUUUUCUUUAGUCUUAGAUGUAGAAAAAUAAACCAAUACAAAUCGUAAAACUACUCACCA